Messenger RNA from Camponotus floridanus (Florida carpenter ant), 3436 nucleotides. It is a transcript of the gene dmrt99B, whose product is annotated as doublesex- and mab-3-related transcription factor A2. Gene Ontology annotation, molecular function: DNA-binding transcription factor activity, RNA polymerase II-specific; RNA polymerase II cis-regulatory region sequence-specific DNA binding; protein binding. Gene Ontology annotation, biological process: sex differentiation; regulation of transcription by RNA polymerase II. Lineage: Eukaryota; Metazoa; Arthropoda; Insecta; Hymenoptera; Formicidae. The transcript is spliced from 6 exons. The record is from RefSeq and is a predicted model, not a curated record. Bases 545 to 2185 code for a protein of 546 amino acids. Gene Ontology annotation, cellular component: nucleus.
CCGAACAAGCCGGGUGCCGUUCUCCGCGUGACACACCGUAACGGCCGUCGUAGGAAAGCCUCGCGGAAGUGCGGGCGCGUGCGCGCGUUAACCGGGAAGUAUCUGCCUACGUCGCUCUUGCCGCGAGCGGUAAGCGUCGAAUUUCGCGAUGUCCCGACGAUGGUGCGCCUAGGAACCGUCGGGUCGUCACGCGAUCGUGGGACAUAGUGUUGAGCGGUAUCGAUUCCGCGCCGCCGCGAGCGAAUACGCGGCAGAGAGGAGGUCGGUUGGAGAGCGCGAGAGAUCGCGCCCGGGGAAAAGCCUCAGAAUCGUCCUCUCGGGCAUGGGGGCGAGCGUCGUCGAGUACGCGGCUUCGCGCCCGGUCAGGAUCGUCCGCGGCGCGCGGUGAUCGCGUCAUCAUCGUCAUUUUCAUCGUCAUCGUCAUCGUCAUCAUCGUCGUCGUCGUCGUCGUCGUCGUCGUCAUCAUCAUCAUCAUCAUCAUCGUCGUCGUCGGAGAUAUACCCGGCGUCGCGAGUGCCGUUAACGUCAAGGAGCAGCGGACGACAUGUCGCUUCCCCGCGGCGUCGGCCUCGGCGUCGACGUGGGUCAACUGAUGCAGCACCAGCAGCAGCAACAGCAGCAUCACGUGCUACCGGCCGCGUUCUUCCUGCGCGCCAGUGCCGAGAGAUAUCAGCGGACCCCCAAGUGCGCGCGCUGUCGUAAUCACGGAGUCGUGUCCGCGCUUAAGGGGCACAAACGUUAUUGCCGAUGGCGGGAUUGCGUGUGUGCCAAGUGCACCCUCAUCGCCGAGAGGCAACGCGUCAUGGCUGCUCAGGUCGCGCUCAGACGGCAGCAGGCCCAGGAGGAGAGCGAGGCGCGCGAGCUGGGCCUGCAAUUGCAAUACAAUACCGGCAGCUGCACCACCGCUCCGGUUCUACCGGCGGCCGCCGGCGCGACGCCAGCUGGUAGCCCGCCCCCGCACCCGGCGCACGUAGCGAGUCCGGCGGGCCUCGGGAUACCCGCGGCGGCCGCGGCCGCCGCCGCCGCCGCCGCCGUGCACAUCCAGACGCAGCUUCAGCAUCAACCGGCCGAGUGCGGCCUUUUGCCGAGGAAGAGGUCCACCCAGGACGAGUACCGGCAGCCCAAGGUCGAGAAGAGCGACCCCGUCGUCGGAUCGAAGCGAUCCAGAGUCUCCGAGAGCACGACGGCAACGAUCCUGUCGACCAGCGAUAUCAACGAGGACGAUCGUGAUUCCGACUCUGGUGGCGAGCUGCGAGUCGAUCAUUCAUUAGUGGUACCGACUUCGUCGGGGAUACCAGAGUCCGGCGAGGCGACGCUGAGGAAGCGCACCAGCAGUCUCAAUGACUCCGAGGAUGGUAGCCCCGAACCGGGCUCGCAGAGUCCGACGCACACGCCGCCGUUGACACCGGCCUUGACGCCGCAAAGGGAGGACACACCGGCGCCGGAAAACCUCAGCUUACGCAAGAGCGACAGCCCCCCGCAGCAGACGCACCAGACGUCCCUACAACCGGUGGAUCUGGUACAACCUAGGCCCAGUCCCCCGCUUCCUCCGUUAGCUGCCGCAGCGACGGUGCACUUUCCUCCGUACGCGCCUCUCUACGGACCGACGGCGAGCCCGUUGGCGUAUUGCACGCCGGCUCUGUAUCAGCAUCAGCAUCACCAUCACAUACCCGAGCCGCGAGAGAUUCAGAUGCAGAUGCAGAUGCAGAAUCUCCAGCAGACCUGCGGAUUGCAAUUACAACAACAGCAACAGCAACAACAGCAGCAGCAGCAACGUUCGCCGGUGGACGUCCUGCUGAGAGUAUUCCCAGGAAGACGUCGCGCCGACGUCGAAGCGCUUCUCCAUCGAUGCAAAGGCGACGUGGUGUCCGCUAUGGAGGUGCUGGUCUGCGAGGACAGCCUGCAGCCCAAGUCGGCGUUCUCGCCGCUGGCGGGCGCCCUGGCGUCGGCCGCCGCGGCGUCCGCCGCCUCCGUCUCGGCGUACGCGAGCCGCGCCGCUUACUGCACCACCCCGAUACCGUCGACGCGGCACCGCUUCCUGGCCGCGCCGUACACCGGCACCGGCUACCUGCCCACCGUCAUCAAGCCGCCUAACCAGAGCCUGCACGCCAACGGCACCGCCGGUGAUGCCUACCGGGAGACCAGUCCCGACGACGCCAGCGACAAGACCAGCUACUCCGAGUGACCGGACGAAAGCCAUGCCGCCGUCUGGUCGUAUCCCUCGAUCGUCCCAUAACGGACGACGACGCGUGUUCCUGCCGGAUAACGAUGGCUGCCCGAUGAGGGAGGCUUCGACGUGGUCCGGUCUCUGUGCGUUCAUCCAAGUAUGAGCGAGAGAUUAUUUCAAAUCCUAUAAUCGCGACGACAAUAAUGCGCGAUCGUGAAGGUUUCACGUUCGAUCGGAAAUUAUACACUGGCGGAAUCGACAAUCCUUCUAUCGAGAAAGCAACUGCUCGGAAUAAUCGAUCGGCGAAAGACUCUGAAUAUUCCGAGGAUAAUGCCCCUGUAAUUUCUGAAUACGCGGAACAGAAUAUAUCUACGAGGCAAGACGGAGAUUCUUUUCCGAUCCCUUGGACUGGACAUCGUUUUUAAUCAUCUUUACACGGAGGAUAAAUUUAGUGACUGACCGUCCUUUCGCUAGCAGGAAUAUACGUAAUUUCGAUCGUUAGCAAAAUAUGUGUCGCGGAGAGAAGUUCUAACUCCGAAAGGAAGAUUAUGACUUCGAGAGAGUCAGAUAAGUUGUCGUCUCGAGAAGAAACUCCAGGAUCGAAAAAUCGGAUCCACUUCACUUAUCGACGCUUGCGGGCAACAUGUAAAUCCAAUGACAGUCGCAAUGAAGCUGUUCCAGUAGACAAUAAAUGAACAAAGAUCGUCGCUUCUUGCAUCUUUGCAAGGGCGUCGAGGACUUAGCGAGGGUGUCUGACAAUCCGUUUUAAUAUUCAUACACGUAUACAUCUCUACUGCUGCGGAAAAUAUGUCCGGAUUAAUCAGAUAUCUCUGCGUUAAAAGAAAAAUCGCAUCGAUGACGCGAGAAAAGAAGCGCCAUCGGAAGAUGAAAGGAUCCGCAGCCGCGAUUCGUCUUCAGAGUAUACUUUAUACAUGUGUAGAUAAAGACUAAUAUAGACAGAGAUAUGUGUGUGUGUAUGUAGGUAACAAGUUCUCGACGACUAUAUCAGCCAAACGAGGAGGGAGGUGAGUCUGUAAAUACAAGUCUAUAUAGCUAAUUCUAUCUUGCAUUAAUCUCGAGAUUUGCCGGAGUAUGUUAAACGCGUAAUAUACAUAUAAGUGUUUGCCUGUAAGUAAAUAACGCCUGCAAGAUAUUUAGAUUUUAGCCGCUAGCGGACCGGAAGCAUCGUUUUACCGUAGUUACCACAAAUGACAUGUUACUCGAAAAAAUGUAUAGACCGAAGAUACAUCCAAUAAAUAAGAUAAUUGA